Messenger RNA from Pelecanus crispus (Dalmatian pelican), 327 nucleotides. NCBI's taxonomy places the organism in Eukaryota, Metazoa, Chordata, Aves, Pelecaniformes, Pelecanidae. The record is from RefSeq and is a predicted model, not a curated record.
AUGGCUUGUGCACACUGCAGCGCUUUGGAGUUGCUGGGUGUGACGGGAUGUCAACUUGCUACUAAUGCUGUUUCUGCAGUGACCUACAGGCAGAGAGGAGGCAAAAUUCGUGGGGAGACAGACGAUUGGAGUUCAGAGGAAGCUUCUCCACAUGUAGCAAUUCACUUUGAAAACAGGAAAAUAAAGGUGCAUUUGAACUUCUUACUGUUUCUCCAUCGGCUAGCAGAAGAAGCCAGGACAAAUGCUUUUGAGAGCAAAAGUAAAAUAAUUAAACCUGAGCACACUAUAGCUGCAGCAAAGGUUAUUUUAAAGAAAAGCAGAGGCUAG